This is a messenger RNA of Fonsecaea erecta, 690 nucleotides long. RefSeq lists its product as hypothetical. Bases 1 to 690 code for a protein of 229 amino acids. The transcript has a single exon. Lineage: Eukaryota; Fungi; Ascomycota; Eurotiomycetes; Chaetothyriales; Herpotrichiellaceae. The record is from RefSeq and is a predicted model, not a curated record.
AUGCCAUCAAACCUGAAACCAAUCAAACUAUGGGGUGAACCUCGAAGUCCCAACCCUGCCAAAGUGGCUAUCAUUCUCGAGGAACUGCAACUUCCCUAUGAAGUGAUUCCGGUCCCGUUCUCCGAUGUCAAGAAACCCGAGUAUCUCGCCAUCAACCCCAAUGGACGUCUCCCGUCGAUUCAUGACGCCAAUACCGGAGUCACGCUUUGGGAGUCUGGUGCCAUCGUGGAAUACCUCAUCGACACCUACGAUCAGGAGCAUCAAUUGAGCUUCGAUGCCGGGACGAUCGAGUUCUGGCUCGCAAAGCAGUGGCUAUACUUCCAGACUUCGGGGCAGGGUCCUUAUUACGGCCAGGCGGGCUGGUUCAAGCUGUUCCACCAGGAAUCGGUGCCGAGUGCCCUUGAUCGGUACCUGAAAGAGAUUGCGAGAGUGACGGCGGUCUUGGAAGAUCACUUGGGUCAACAGAAGCGAAAGGACACCAGUGGUGAUGGUGAUGGACCAUGGCUCGUCGGCAACAAGCUGUCAUAUGUCGAUAUUGCCUUUAUUCCUUGGCAGCACACGAUCCUCAAGGUCUUUGGUAAUGACGAGUUCGACCGGAGCAAGUACCCGUUGGUGGAUGAGUGGUAUCGCAAAAUUACUUCGCGACCCGCAGUCAAGAAAGUGUGGGUAGAUUUUGAUGCUAAGAGGUGA